This is a messenger RNA of Cladocopium goreaui, 2130 nucleotides long. NCBI's taxonomy places the organism in Eukaryota, Dinophyceae, Suessiales, Symbiodiniaceae. The record is from the annotation of a GenBank genome assembly.
AUGGCCGAAGUCCUCCCAUCCGAUGAGCAUCCAGCCAUCAGGGAGACCGAAACCUUCCUGGGAUGCGGCUACUGCCACGAAGCCUUCCCGGAGAAGCGCGAGUUGCAGGUUCACAUCAAGAUGACGCACGAAGGGAAGGAAUAUCAUAGUGUGCCAGCACCAAUGCCCCAGCGAGAGCAAGGGCUGCUCAAGAAGGCGCCCUCCAUGGCGAUCUCUCGGAACAUCCCGUUGAGCGAGGUGAACCGCCAUUGCAUCCCAGAGGAUUGCUGGGUGGCACUGAACGGCAAAGUCUAUGACUUGUCGGAGUUCAUGGACCGACAUCCAGGUGGCCCAACGACCAUUGUGGCAUGGGCAGGGAAGGAUGCUUCGAAGUUUUUCAACGACAUCCACAAGGGCGUGAAGAUCGAUUCCUACUUGCGACCUGAGGCAUAUCAAGGUGACCUGGGCCUGGACGAAAGUUUGAUGUCGGACUCCUUCUACCACACCUUGCGCGAGGCGCGUAUUGCGGAGGUCAAGGAGGAGCUGGACCGCGUGCUGAGUCAGGUCUCUGGGGGAACCAAAGCUGAUAGUGUUCAGCGCUUGCUUCAAGACAAGAACAUCACUCCGGAGCUGAAGCUGAAACUGCAACGCCUGGAGACCCAGAAGCGCGCAGCUCUGGACUCUGAGGACUAUGCCAAGGCGGCUGAGAUCAAGAAGAGCCUGGAGGAGUUGCUGGCAGAUGAUGACCAUGCGCACCUGCAUGACGUGCCAUUGGAGACCACCGCUUGCAACAUCCCACUGUCCGAGGUGGCUCGCCACAACAAACCCCAUGAUUGCUGGGUGGCGCUGAAUGGCACCGUCUACGACCUCUCGGAUUUCCUGUUGCACCACCCAGAGCAACGCAACGCCAUUUUGGCCUGGGCCGGGCGCGAUGCCAGCGCGGUGUGGAACAAAAUCCCGGGACGUUUCCCAAGUGCCAACUGGAUGGACUUCUUCAUGCGACCGGAGGCGCGCAUGGGUGAGGUGGGUCCCGAGCCUUCAGUGGAUCCGAAGAUGGCGCAGAUUCGACAGCUCCAGGACGAGCUCUGGAAGUUGGAAGGCCCCAGUGAUGAGGAGAUCCAGGCGGCCAAGGCGGCCAUGGCGAAGGUGCCCGGCACGGCGACGUCUAAGGAGCCCUUAGGUGAAGAAACCCGCUUUCCCAAGCUGAAGGAGAUCACAGCUGGAAAGGACCUUCCCUUCUUUUCCCGUGCGGAAGUGGCAAAACACAACAGCGCAGAGGAGCCUUACAUGAUCAUCCACAACAAGGUCUACAACCUGAAGACCCUGAUGGGUAGCCACCCUGGCGGUGACGACAUCCUGCUCUCCAGGGCUGGCACUGAUGCCACCAAGGACUUUGAGGUCUUUGAACAUUCCGAGAAGGCACGUGUGCAGCGUGAUCGCGACAUGCUGGUGGGUCAGCUGGUGCCGGCGGAAGCCACCGACUGGAACGCAGAGGCCACGGUGGCACAGGUCACGGGCGAGGAGCCCUCGGAGACUGGCAGAUAUUUGCGCUACAAGGCGUAUGAUGUGGCCAUUGGCGCUAUCUCAUGGUACUUGUACAAGACCUUGCAGAAUCGAAAGCCCCUGUCGCAGUUCACCUACAGCCGUGCCCUGCGACAUUUGCAUCUCAUCAUGGCCGUGGGCAUCUUUGGAGCCGUUGGCACCGCGCAGGCGGCACAACACUGCGAGGGACAGACCAAGAAGCAGCUCCUGUGGUGGCACAAGCAGACCGGAAUCGCCAUGCUGGGAGCCAUCCUGAUGCGGAUCUUCUUCCGCAUGCGCAGUGGCAUCCCGCCCAGGUUCCCUGGAAACAAGCUGGUGCAAAUGAUUGAGACUCAGAGCCUCAGGGUCUUCUAUGCCUUGGCGGUGCUGUUGCCUGUCUCUGGCAUUGCCAAUGAGUACUUCCUGAAGUGGGCCCCUGGCUCCGAAAGCACUGGAAAGGAGGAGGACGACAAGCGCAACGACAGGUUGGCGAAGCAAUCCAUCGACACACACAAGAUCUUGGGCAAAUUCUUGCAGUAUGCCUUCUUGCCUUUCCAUCUCGGCUACACCACCAUGUACCACUAUUCGCAGGGUCGUGGUGUCGUGAGAAAGGUGUCACCUUUCAUUUAG